UUUAAGAUUUAUUUUUUUAUGUAUAUGAGUUCUGUCGCUGUCUUCAGACACACCAGAAGAGGGCAUUGGAUCCCAUUACAGAUUGUUGUGAGCCACCAUGUGGUUGCUGGGAAUUGAACUCAGGACCUCUGGAAGAGCAGUCAGUGCUUUUAACCACUGAGCCAUCUCUCCAGCCUCCUGAUGUUUUCUAUCUGUCAUUUGCAGCUUAUUCAUUUACUUGGUGACCUCACCCAAAGCACACUGUUGUACCCGUGGACCCCUGAUUUGCUUGAACUGGCUGCCUCAAUGAGUCUCUAGUUGAUUUCUGGUGGAUGAUCAUAGGUGCCCAAUUUGAUAGUGUUUUGCUGUCUGUCCACUGAUUCUGUCUACUAUUUAUUCUUUUAUUUCAUUUGCUAUAUUUUUAAUAAACUAAUUCAUUAAAAACCAAAAACAUGGCUGUUGAAGAUCAUUCUUCAGACCACACACAACACUUUAAGAGUCCUUUGAACUUCCUCUGUCUCUGUUUCCUGAAAGUUUGAGGUAAUUAGUGUUAAAAUCAUUAGAACAAUACAUACAGAGCCAGUGAAAUAUCCCAAACCUUAAAAUCCUUUUGAAAUGACCACAUAAAAUUAUUUGUUUUAAAAUCUUAAACUUUCAGGAACCAUUCAGGUUAAGGGAAAGUUAUUUGGAACAUGAUGUGGGGGAAAUUUGGGCCUCUUGGUUACUUUUCUAAUCCUACCUGAUUGCAUUUAAACAGACCCCAGAGAAGGAGCCAAGAGUUCAGACCUAAGAUCUAGCCAGGUUGUAGUCAACAGCAUUUGAUGACAGCCACAGGAAAGUUGACAGGCAACUGGCUCCUGUAACCCAGGCUGUAGGUGCUACAUGGCUACUGACCCUGUGCUUUCUAAGGCAGACUUCAGUCCCAAGGUAGAGUAAAAGGAAAACAGUUGGUAUCCAGGAGGCAGCUCUGAGUGCUGGGAGUGUGACUUGGGCGAGAAAGAGGUCAGAGCUUCCUUUGGUGGACACCUUGAUGAAGCCAUGCUUGAGAACCAUUGGUCCAACUGGACCUGCAGCCUCACUUCUGUUCCCUUCUAUGGUUUAGACACAUAUCAAACAACAUGAUAUGAGCUUCCUUUUUCUGAAGUAACUUAAAAGGAAAUCCCACGUAGUGAGUUCAAAUUUCCUUAGAGCAGAGGGUAGGGAAGGACAAGACCCAUUAGAAUUCAGUUUUCUGGCUGUCCUGGUGAUACCAGCCUAUAAUCCCUUCACUCAGGAGCUUUCCCUCAGAGUUUGGGACUCCAGGGAAGUGGAGGCUACAUAGGAGACAUUAUCUAUUAAAAACCAGUUCCUAAAAAUACACAUCUUUGAUUUGCACCUUCAGUUUGGUUAUGAGAGGCUUUUGCUCAACUCUCUGGGGUUCUGGAAGAACAGCAAUUGUAUCCACGAACCUGGACAAAGUCAGGCAGACGUUAAGGGAUAUUUCACCCCCAAACCCCACAGUUAUUAUGGCGGAAGAUGAGUCAAACUUCAAAUGUUUACAGUCUAGACUUUUCAGUCUCCUUCACUCCUGUCACCUCCAGCCACCAGCUGUGAAAACAGCCAGUCCUUCUGGGCUGGCUUACUCCACCCAACAUUUGAGUUCUCUUUGCCUUGCAAUUUCCCCCACUCGGCUCGCCCCUGUGACCUACAGGUGGAAGAGAAAAGGGAAGUCAUCCCAGGACUUGGCCCAGUGGAUUGAGUGUCAGCUUCCAGCACGGAGAGAUGAGGGUUUAGCUCUCAGGCUAUCUAUCUAUAAUUAGCCAAGUGGGGGCACUGCUGGGAUCUGUACACAGCAGUCCUAAGCAGACUGGGAACUCAAGUGAGGGCAAGCAGAAGCCUGCUGUCUCCUGCCUGGGAUUAAAAGAAAACAAGUGGAAAGCAGGGGUUGAUCCUGGGCCAGAUGGCUACAGGUGUUCGUGGUUCUGUGGCACUUGGUAAACCGUAUAGUCAGUUAGCGCCAUAUAGCCCACUAUUCCAAAAUUAGUGUGUCACCAGGUGGACCGAGGGUCUGACAGCUGAAUUGAAGACGGUUCUGUUUUUCUGAAGGCAGCACAGGCAGACUUCUCUCAUGCCUGGUCAGUCACCUGCCGCAACCACACAGGCCUGAGUCGUGAGCUUCUGGAAGAUGACAAGCCUUUCCUCAGACUUGGAGCAUGUCUCCCUUCCUAUCCAGAAAGACAAUCUCGAAUCGCCUGUGCCUGCCCGAAGAACCUCCUCCCGGUCUCCCUCUUCCGAUGAGGAUCCCGGCUUGCUUUCCUUCUCCCUGGCAGAGCGUAACCCACCCAGCCCCUUGGUUUCAGGAAACCUUCCCUUUCCAGCUUCAGCCCCAGAGAAAGGGAAGAAACAGGAUGACAGCGAGGACUCAGCGGAGCCUGAGAUGCUGUGCAGCGUGGAGCACCCCUGCCAGUUCUUCGCUGAAGCACAGAGACUGCGGGAACAGAAGUUGUUGCUGGAUGAAGAGGUGACAGUAAGGGGACAGGUAUAUGGGGUACAUCGGGUGAUCUUGGCUGCAAUUAGCAGACUCUUCCGAGGCAGGCUGCUGGAAGGCGGAGGACAGCAGCCUGGCUUCAGCCUCGAUGUGACCCCGAGGGGCUGGGAGGCUGCGCUGACCUUUGCCUAUGAGGGGGUGCUGGGCCCCGCCCCACAGGACGAAGUGCUGGCUGCUGCAAAGGCGCUGGGAGCUCCCCGGGUGAAGAUCGCAGCCCAGCUGAGGCCAGAAGGGCUGGGCAAAGCCAGGGAAGAUGAAAAGAAGCUCACCCAGGCAGAGGAGCUGAGGGAGAAUCUACACAGCAUUGAGCGCCUCUAUCGAGAGGGCAUCGGGUGCGACUUGGAGCUGGAGGCAGAGGGCUACCGCCUGCAGGUGCACCGAGUAGCCCUGGCCUGUGGCAGUGAGUUCUUUGGGGCCAUGCUUCUGAGUGGGAUGAGGGAAUCCCAGGGCACAAAGGUGUCUCUGCGUACCAUCUCUUCCCAAGACCUGAGACUCCUCGUUUCUUUCGCCUACACUGGAGUUGUGCGAGAAAGAUGGCCAGGAUUGCUAAGAGCUGCCCAGGCUGCUUUGCAAUACCAAAGCUCUUCCUGCCUGGAUUUAUGUCAGAGAGCCUUGGCACAAAGCCUCUGCCCUGCCCUCUGCCUAGCGUUGUUCCCUAUGAUUGAAGCCCCUGGCUUGGAGAAAGUCUGGAAGAAGGCCCAUCAUUACCUCCUCACUCACCUCCCUGCUGUGGCUUCGUGCCCUGCCUUCCCGUCAUUGCCGGUCACAUGCCUGGCUGAGCUCCUGGAUAGCGAUGAACUCCACGUACAAGAAGAGUUUGAGGCUUUCGCAGCUGCACGGUGUUGGCUGGCUGCCAACCCUGAGACCCAGGAGUCAGAGGCCAAGGCCCUGCUGCGAUGUGUCCGCUUCGGCCGCAUGUCUACCAGAGAGCUGCGAAAGGUGCGGGCGGCUGGGCUCCCCGAACCCCUGCAGCCUGAUCUGCUGUACCAGCUGAUGGUGGAGGCCGAAGUUCCAGGUCAAGAGAGGUGGAGGGAGCCUGACCAAGCCUUGGUGGUGAUUGGUGGGGAUGGGCUUAGACCUGAUAUGGACCGAAGAAAGCCAUCUUGCAAAGUGUGGUGGGCUCGGGCUUUUCACUGUGGCAUGGGUCUGGUACGAACUGUGGAGUGGUGCCGGCUGCCUAAUUUGCCUGCCCCAGGGCGCUUCCGGCACGGAGCUGCGAGUCUAACAGGAGGUGAACUCUAUGUGUGCGGGGGACAGGAUUUCUACAGCCCCACCAACACCCUGGCUUCAACUCUCAGGUGGAGUUCCAGUCAAGAAGACUGGGAGGAGAUGGCACCUUUGUGCCAGGCUCGGAGCUUCUUCCCUUUGGUGGUAUUUGAUGGACAGCUUUACGUCCUGGGUGGACGAGACAACGGUGUUGCCCUUAAUUCUGUCGAGACCUAUAACCCUGAACUCAAUGUCUGGAGGCCAGCGCCUGCUCUGCCAGCCCCGUGCUUUGCCCACGCAGCUGCAAUCCUUGAGGACCGGUUGUAUGUAAGCGGUGGCUGCAGUGGGACUGGACAGUACCUGGACUCACUGAUACACUACGACCCCAAACUUAAGAAGCCUGGGACACUUCUGAGCCCAAUGGGAGUUGCCCGGGCUAGCCAUGUGAUGGCCGCACUGGGUGGAAAGUUGUAUGUGGCAGGUGGAAUAGGUGACACUGGGGACCUACUAAGCUUUGAGGCCUAUGAGCCAAAGACUGAUAGCUGGACUCACCUGGCAUCCUUGCCCUCCCCGCACGUGGGGGCUGCGGGGGCUGUGCUACAGGGGGAGCUACUGGUGCUAGGGGGCUACAGCCACCGUACUUAUGCCAUCUCCCACCUUGUUCAUGCCUACUGCCCUGGUCUGGACCGCUGGCUGUGCCUGGGAACUCUGCCAAGGCCUCGGGCCGAGAUGCCUGCCUGCGUCUUGACAUUGUCCAGUGUGCAGCACAGAGCUUUGGUUCCCACUCAGCACCAAAACAAACCCGCUGGGUGACCAAGGAUCGGCAGGGUGCGAGGGAGUAAGGAAUAAGCAACGUCACCACAAAAGGACAGGAGUUAUGAGAGGAUAAGGUCUGACUUGCUUGUUUACUUUCUAAAAUUACUAUUAUUAGGAAGGUCCUUCCUAUUGUAGCUCAGGCUGGCCUUGAACUUGAUAUGUAGCCGGGGCUGGCUUCAAACUCAAAGUCUCCUGAAUGCUAGGAUUGCAUGCACUACCCAACCUUGAUUGAAAGGCAUGACGAUGAUGGUGAUGAUGAUGAUGGUGAUGAUCAACAGGGUCUCUUGUAUCCCACGCUGGCUUAAAACUCCCGAUGUAGUCAAGGAGGACCCUGAGCUCCUGAUCCUUCUGCCUCCACCUUGAAAGAGCUGGGAUCACAGGCUUAUAGCAUCAUCCCUGAUUUGUGCUGGUGAUCAAACUCAGAACUGCCUGCACCCAAAGUAGGUAUUCUGCCUACUUAUCUCUAUCCUUAACCUUAAAAGAAGGCUUUAUUUUUUUUGUUUACUUGUUUUGUUUUUCAUUGCUUAAUAUUUAUUUUAUGGAUAUGGGUGUUUUACUUGCAUAUAUGUUAUCUGGUGCCUGCAGAGGCCAGAAGAGGAUCCUCUGGAACCGGAGUUACAGAUGGUUGUGAGCAACAGUGUGGGUGCUUGGAACUGAACCCUAGGCCUAGGGGAGAGGAAGCCACUAAGCCAUCUCUGCAGCCCCUUAUUUUGUGAUUUGAGGCAGUUUCAUUAUGUAGUGCAGGAGAGAAGGCUUUGUUCUUGACGGCAUUUUACUCCACGCUGGAUCUUGAAGCUCAUAAACUGUUUUUGUAUAUGAUCUCUACUAAGAAAAGGGUGCUUCUGGAACUCCUGGGAAGUGGCCUUGGAGAAAAGAUUGAUGGGUAAAUACUUGGGUACCAGAGGCAACCAGGAAGAACUCCACAAGAAUUAAAGAAGAAUUUUUGGUGAAAAAAGUAUAGUUAGCUGGGAGCUAAAAGUGGAGCUCAUUGGUUGAGUAUCUACUUGGCAUGCAUAAGGUUCUAGUUCUAUACUCUCUGAAAUACAAAAAAGUUAAAAACAAAACAAACAAACAAACAAAACCCCCAAACUUCAGUAGUCAAAAUCUAGGGGCCAGGAAAACACUGGGACAAUUUGGAAAUUGAUAGAGGAGUUUGGAGGGAACCAAAUAGUCCUCCCUUCUUAGCAAACAGACCUUCCUUUCUGGGCAGACAGUCCUCCCUUUCUUGGCACUUGGCAUUUUAUCCUCCUGCCUUCAGGAUAGCUACAUUCUCCUAAUGAUAUUCUUUCUUGGCAGUCUGUAGGCCCUGCCUUGGCUCUUGUGGAGUCUUUUGGGUCCCACUUGAGACAGAAAUCCCCAUUAGGUUUAGACAUGGCGGGGAAUCCUGGCACUUGAAGGGUGGGAGCAGGAGGGCCAGGACUUGAAACUGUUUCAAGUAAACCAAACCAAACCCAACAGAACAAACAGACACCAAAUCUCCCAUUUCGCACAGCUCAGGGACUGGAAGCCAGGCAGGUCUACCAGGGUGAGGUGGGAGUACUCAAGGGGUCCGGGAGGAGAAAGACCAAGGCCAAGCAGAGAGCAUCUGUGGUAGAACGUGGAAAGAAUGAGGUUGAGGAGGAGGAAGCAUCCACUCAAAUGUCGUUCCUUCCCUUUGGAUGAACUCAAGAACCAGGACUAGAAAAGGGACACUGUCUGAGGUCCCAUGGGAUCAAGAUGAAGGGAAAACAUGGCAGGAGUGAAAGAAAGAUAAAGGAAAGCAAGUGGGAUGGAAGUUUCUUCUCGUCAACCUCUUCCCCUUCACAUUAGUUUGAACCUGUUUCCCUCUAUUCUUUGUUUAGGUUUUUGUUUAUUUGUUGUUGUUUUACACACAAGGUCUCCUGUACCCUAGGCUGGCCUCAAACUCCUCGUGUAGCUGAGGGCGUCCUUGAACUUAUGAUCCUCCUGCUUCCAACACCAGAGUCCUGGGACUACAGGCAUGGUCCACCAUGUUGGGCUAAAUGUCUUUUUUAAAGAUAGGCAAGGAAUACAGUUGAAAAUUAGCAACAGAAAAAAAAAAAACAAGAUUGAAAAAGAAAAGGAAGAAGGAAAUUGGGGGGGUGUGCUUUUUGUUUGUGAUUUGUUUAUAAAGAUGAGCUUAAAUAAAGGUUUCAUAUGGACAAAA
This is a messenger RNA of Rattus norvegicus (Norway rat), 6692 nucleotides long. Lineage: Eukaryota; Metazoa; Chordata; Mammalia; Rodentia; Muridae. The record is from RefSeq and is a predicted model, not a curated record.